UCAAACCAUCAUCAACGUUGCCUUGCGAAGAGAGAAAAAGAAAACAAAAUAUUUAGAAGCGUGUGGUAGACAAAAGAGAGAAGAUUAUGGCUUCAGGACAGGAGAAAAGGUCGGAGCUGGAUGCACGGGCAAAGCAAGGAGAGACUGUUGUUCCUGGUGGCACGGGGGGCAAAAGCCUCGAAGCUCAGGAACAUCUUGCUGAAGGGAGGAGCAAAGGAGGGCAUACGAGGAAGGAGCAGCUAGGAACAGAAGGGUACCAGGAGAUAGGGACAAAAGGCGGGGAGACACGAAGAGAGCAGAUGGGGAAGGAAGGGUAUGAGCAGAUGGGGCGCAUGGGUGGUCUCGCUACCAAAGAUAAAUCCGGAGCUGAGCGCGCUGAAGAGGAAGGCAUCGACAUCGAUCAGUCCAAGUUUAGAACCAAGUCCUAAUUAGUCAGUACCUCGUUAUAGUGUCACUAACCUCAGCUUGCUUAGCUUUGUACCAGUGUUGCACUCUUGUGUAUGUUUCUCAGUUGGUGUUGGUAGUCUCGUUUUUUGCCGUCGAAAAUAGCCGCUUUUUUUUUUCUAGUGUCUAAAGACUAUCUAAUAAGGUGACAGUGUGUUAGGUGUUGGAUAAUCAUGCGUGCGUGUGCAUGUUUGUCGAGGAUAGCAUUGCAUCCUUGUUGUGUAAUCUUAGUAGUGAUUUGGUUUUGGUGUAAGCGAUAUGCAGGACUUGAGACCCUGUAUGUUUGCGUCUUUGGUAGCAGCUGGGUGUAAAAAUGAAAUUGCUCUUUCGUUUCUACUGUUGGUUUUAUGUCUGAC
This is a messenger RNA of Daucus carota subsp. sativus, 800 nucleotides long. Its product is annotated as carrot ABA-induced in somatic embryos 3. The transcript is spliced from 2 exons. NCBI's taxonomy places the organism in Eukaryota, Viridiplantae, Streptophyta, Magnoliopsida, Apiales, Apiaceae. Gene Ontology annotation, cellular component: cytosol. Gene Ontology annotation, biological process: response to abscisic acid. Bases 87 to 428 code for a protein of 113 amino acids. The record is from RefSeq and is a predicted model, not a curated record.